CAGUAGAAACUCUUAUUGGGAGUGGUACGCGCGAGGAACAUGUUGUGGAUAGUGAUACGGUUCUUGUUUAUAAUAAGUUUUUACAAUGUGCUUAUACAAUGUGAAGUUCAUCAAGAAAGACCUAAAAUAAAAACAUCUAAUGGUGAUCUAAUUUUAGAACCAGCAUUCAACAAAAACAUAUAUUUACGACGCAAUGGACCCAAGUCCUCAGUAUACUUAGGUGGCUUGAAUGUCCUUAAUAUUAAUACUACUUCUGCUCCAGGAUCAUAUCAACAAGCAUCCGGCAGUGAAUUCGAAAAUGAUCUUCAAGAUAUAAAUGGCAUAUCUGAACGCUUACACAGACUCGAAAAUCAAAAUACGCCGUUGUCAGCCGACUUGCUUAUUAACAUAACGUUACUUUCAAGAAAAAUAAAUCGACUUAAUAAUAGAGUUUCCUUACUCAGGACACAAAUGAGUAGAAGGGUUAACAAUUGUGAGUCUAAUCCAUGUCGACACGGUGGAACUUGUCUAAACUUGGUAACAGGUUAUCAUUGUCUUUGUCCAUCAAAUUGGGAGGGACCAAAAUGCGAAGACGAUGUGAAUGAAUGCCGCAGCUUCGCCGGUACAGACUUGGGCUGCCAGAAUGGUGCAACUUGUAUUAAUAGACCAGGAUCUUACGAAUGUCUUUGUAGAACAGGAUGGUUUGGUCUUCAUUGUACGAGGAAAGCUAAAGAUUGCUCCGGCGGUGAUUUCGAGAUGUGUGGGCAUGGUACUUGUUUAACUGUAACCUCCGGAGAUGGCAUCAAGUGCAUCUGUGAUCAAGGUUGGACGACGAAUGGGACAGGAAUUGCUUGCCUUACAGAUGUUAAUGAAUGUGAACAAGGUGCCCGGUGUUCUGUAAAUCCCAGAGUCGAAUGCAUAAACCUUCCAGGUUCUUUUCGAUGCGGUAGUUGUCCACCAGGUUUUGAAGGUAAUGGAUAUGUCUGCUACGACAUCGACGAGUGCCUCACUUUACCUAAUGGGGGUUGCAGUAUUACUCCUUUCGUCACUUGUCAUAAUACAAUUGGAUCAAGAAUUUGUGGUCCCUGUCCAAUGGGAUACCAGGGUGAUGGCGUUACUUGCACCUGGAGAGGUUCCUGUAAUAUAAAUAAUGGUGGUUGCCAUCCGUCUGCGCGUUGUGUCGAAAGCCGGUUCAGUUUCACUGGGACGAUGGGACACUGCGUCUGUCCGGAUGGAAUGUAUGGAGAUGGUAUCGGUGUUCAUGGCUGCUACGUUCCAAACUCAGGUAAUAUAACUUUACAAUGUAAAGACAAUCCGUGUGGUGAGCAUGGGUACUGUCAUUCAGUUAGAACUGGCUAUACAUGCAUAUGCCAAAAAGGUUUCAACGGCGUGCACUGUGAAAAUCCGGAAAAUUUAUGUCAAAGUAAUCCUUGUCAAAAUGGAGGUAGCUGCCGCUUAGACGAAAAUUCACCUGGGGGUUUCAGGUGUGAGUGUACCGCUUUAUAUUCUGGAGAUUUGUGCCAGUCACAUGCAACUCUUUGUGGUGGUGUAUUGAAUCACGAAGAAGGUAGCAUUAUAUAUCCCCUAAGUAAUGCUACCUACAGUCAUAAUGCUCGAUGUGCAUGGGUUAUUCAUACCAUACCAGAAAAAGUUAUAAAUGUAACAUUUAGUAAAUUUAAUUUAGAAUCUAGUCCCGAUUGUCUUUAUGACUUCUUACAAAUACAUGAUGGUAGAAGCUCAGCUAGUCAGUUAAUUGGGAGAUUUUGUGGUAGUCAAUUCCCUAAAGGAGGAACUAUCGUAUCUAGUCAUAAUAAUUUAUAUUUCUGGUUUCGUUCAGACCAAAGUAUUGCUAAGGAAGGUUUUGCUUUACAUUGGACUAGUGUAAACCCAGUAUGUGGGGGUGAAAUCGAUGCCAGUACCCAUGGUCAUAUUAGCUCACCGGGUUCACCCGGUAAAUAUCCACCGAAUAGAGAUUGCUACUGGCAUCUAACCACUGCGAUUGGGAAAAGAAUACAAUUACAUUUUUUCGCUCUAGAUAUUGAAUCACAUGUUAACUGCAGUUUUGACUUUCUAGCCAUAUAUGACGGCGGGCACAUCAGAGAUCCCCUUUUAGAAAAAUAUUGUAACUCAACUCAACCUGCUCCACUGCAAUCAGCUGGUUCAGAACUUUUAAUUCAUUUCCAUUCUGAUGCUUAUAAUUCUGGUUUCGGUUUCCAAAUUGCUUACGCCCCAGUUGAAGGUAUACCAGGCUGUGGUGGAUAUUUUACUGGGGACAGAGGUGAGAUAACGUCACCUACUUACAACGGUAAAUAUAUCAGUAAUUUAAAAUGUGAAUACAAAAUUAAAAUCAGUGAAGACACAAAAAUUCGUAUUAAUUUUGUUACUUUUUCGCUAGAGAAUUCGUUUCGCUGCAAGUAUGAUUAUGUUAAGAUUUAUGAUGGACCGUCUAGUGAUUCUCGUUUCGUUGGUAAAUUUUGUGGUACAUCACAUCCGAAAUCAUAUACCUCAUCAUCAAAUACGUUAUUUAUUAUAUUUAAAUCUGAUCAUACAAUGACUUCAGAAGGUUUCAAAAUAACUUAUGAAUCUAUUUGUCACAAACAAUUAUAUGGAGAUAGUGGCAUCAUAAAGUCGCCGGGAUAUCCAUUCAGUUAUCCGGAAAAUAAAGUUUGUGAAUAUAUAAUAAAUGCUGUACCAGGAAAAGCAAUACAGUUAACAUUCCAAGAUUUCAAUAUAGAAAAUAACAGUUACUCUGAUUGCCAAUACGAUAAUGUUGAAAUUAGAGACGGGCCUGACAUCAACUCUACAUUACUUGGCAGAUUUUGUGGGUCGGAACACUUACCUCCAGUUCAAACUUCAACAUUUAACAUUAUGUAUAUACGAUUUAAGUCCGAUAUGAGCAUAACAGGUAUUGGUUUUUAUGCUAACUACACAACAAUAGAUACUGAAUGUGGCGGAAUUCACAGAGAUACUACAGGGGUAAUAAGUCACCCAUCGGAUGCAGACACGACAUACAAAAAUGAUCAAUCUUGUACUUGGAUGGUAAUUGCGCCUGAAGGAAUGCAUAUUAAGCUUACGUGGGAUAGAUUCAGAUUAGAAAAUCAAAUUAGACCAUCGUGCACCAGUGACUUUGUAGAAUUAUAUGAAGUAGAUGAUGACAAUCAGCGCAGUUUACUUGGUCGUUAUUGUGGUAAUACAAUACCACCCGCCCUCAUUUCUUCUACUAAUAGACUCAUGAUAAAAUUUGAAUCAGACAAUAGCAUCAAGGAAAGUGGUUUUGCUUUAUCAUAUUCCUUUGUAGACGAAAGAUCGCACUGUGGUGCAUUCUUAGUAAAGUCUCAUGGCUACAUAUACUCUCCCGGAUGGCCACAUGUAUACGAGCCUAAUCGCGACUGUAUUUGGACAAUUACUGUGCCUGUUGGGCAGCAAAUUAAGCUAAAUAUAUCCCAGUUUGACUUAGAACGUCCCAUACGUGAUAAGUGUGAUCUUGGAGAUUACUUAGAAAUAAGAAAUGGAGCGACAGAAAAAACUCCUUUAAUAGGCAAAUAUUGUGGUAAAUUCAAAUCAAAACGUAUUAUAUCGGCCGCGAAUAGUUUGUAUUUGCAUUUCCAUUCUGAUUUUUAUUUAACAGGUCGUGGCUUUAAAAUUGAAUGGGAUGGCACCAUAACAGGUUGCGGAGGCACACUCACGAGUGUUAACGGAUCUAUUUCUUCACCUAAUUAUCCUAAUAAUUACAACGAAAAUGCAGAAUGUUUUUACAGAAUAGUCACAAGUGCCGGAUCUCGAAUCCGAAUUUCCUUCACUGAAUUAGAUUUGGAGACGACUCGGCAAUGCACGGACGACUACGUAGAAAUAUUCGAUGGUAGAGAUACAAGUGCCGUAAGUUUAGGUAAACACUGUGAAAUGUCUAAAGCUUUAAGGAAUAUUGAAACGUCUGGUAACUAUGCUUAUAUUAAAUUUCGAUCAGAUUUUUAUAUAAGUAGCAAGGGCUUUUUGCUAAACUAUAAUACUAUCUGUCAAUGUAACCUUACAGGUAAUUUCGGCGUCAUUGAAAGUCCAGGCUAUCCCAGUAAUUAUCCUCAUUAUGCCAAUUGUCUAUGGACUAUCACAGUUCCAAGAGGAAAUAAAAUUAACGUGACGUUUACGCACUUUGACAUAUUUAAAACGAACCGAAAUUUUGCCUGGAGGAGGCUAGACUUUUAUGUAGUUCGUACACAUGUAGAUACAUGCGAUACAGAUUUUGUACAAAUAAGCGAAACAGAUGGUACGUCCGUCACAGAAAAGCUUUGUGGGUCUACAUUGCCUAAACAAAUAAAUGUUCAAAAUAAUAUUCUUAAUAUAAAAUUUAAAUCAGGCGGUUAUUUCACUAGAAGUGGUUUCCGCCUGGAGUGGGUAAAAGAUGGAUGCGGUGGUCAUAUUCAAAAGCUAUUUGGUUCCUUGUCAUUGGAUAAGAGAAUGACUGUUGCUGAAACUGAAAUAAACUGCGAAUGGAUAAUAGAAACUCCUCUAGGUACAAGCGCUACAAUAACUUUCACAGACUUGUAUAUGUACGAUAAUAAAAAUUGCACAGUGGACGCGAUUGAGGUAUACAAUGGACAGAGUGUCGAUGCGCCUCUCAUAACAAAAAUUUGCCAUCGAUAUUUGGGACAAGUUGAAGGAAGUUCUAACGUUCUUUUAGUAAGAUUUAUUAAAAAUUCUUCUCUAAGGAAUGUAUUUUUUAGAUCUCAUUUUGAUUCUUUUAGAUCUGGGUGCGGUGGUAAAAUAAUAGCACACUCCGGUAUGAUUUACUCAAAGAAUUACCCCAAAAAUUAUGAUGAUAAUUUAGAUUGUAUUUGGUCGCUAAUAGUACCCAAGAACCACCGAAUAAAAUUAAAUAUGCUAGAAUUUGAUUUAUAUUCAGAAGACAAUGAAGAUUCGUCAUCUUGUGGAGACAAGAUUAAUAUAUACGAAACAAGUAAUAUUUUGAACUCCAAUUAUACUUAUCAUGUUUGCCCCAAGACGAACAUAUCGGAAAUUGUAUCGCAAUCCAACGAACUUAGCCUUCAAUUUCUUACAAAUGAUUAUGGCACUGCGAAAGGAUUCAAGGCAUCUUUUGAGAUGAUAUGUGGUGCUCGUAUUAAAGCCGCUUCUGACGGAGUAAUUAAUAAUAAUUUUUUACAAGAAUCUAAUGAAACUUGUACAUGGACCUUGCUAGCUCCUACACCCAGUUUGAAAAUUAAACUAACUAUAACACAUAUGUCGAUUCCUAAAUAUACAUUAGAUGGUACAAAUACAAGUAGGUCGUGUCCAGCAUCAUUUCUGAGAAUACUCGAUGGUGACGGUGAGGAUUCGCCUUUGAUCGAUGAAUACUGUGGAAAUAAAGUCCCUCCAAUGAUUGUAAGUCAUGGUAGUGCAAUGACCAUACAACUUGGAAGUUACGUCGGUAAAAUUGCAGGAAAAUUUUCAGCCCACUAUACGACUUUAUCCUCGGCUUGUGGAGGAAUAUUAACCUCGGAGGAAGGUACUAUCGCUUCGCCAAAUUAUCCCCUAUCAUAUCCUCCUGAUUCUGAUUGUGAAUGGAUUUUAAGCACAUCACCUGGUAAUAAAGUAUACAUAACGUUUGAAGAGCUCAACUUAGAAUAUUCGGUAGGAUGCAAUGAAGAUUAUUUAGAAGUACGUGAAGAUAAUGGUGGCGGCAGACUAAUAGGAGUUUUCUGUGGAAAUGUUUUACCAACAAACACAACAUCUGCAAGCAAACUAUAUAUCAAAUUUCAUAGUGAUAGUAAAGAUUCAAGUCGCGGCUUCCUAAUUCACUAUGGAUUUUUACAUGGAAAUAAUAUAUUUGGAUUGACAAGAGGUGAAAUAACAUCACCCUUGUAUCCCAAUAUAUACGAGGGCCGUGCUGAAUAUACAUGGCGUAUAACGGUAAAAAACCCUUCAACUAUCGCUUUACAGAUUGACAAGUUGGAAAUUCAUAACCAGGGGACAACGUGUCAAAAUUACUUAGCUUUUUAUGAUGGUUAUAAUGAAGAAGCUCCGCUUCUAGAAGAGAUAUGUGGAAUAAUCACAAACCAAAUUAAGUCUCUCAAAACAAUUUCAGGUAUGGUUUACAUUAAAUUGCAUUUGGAAGAAUCAAAUAUCGGUUCUCUUUUCCAUUUACACUGGGAGCAAGCUGAUAAAGAUGAAGGAAUUGAAAUGGGUGAUAAACCUAAUUGUGGAUUUAAUCAUACUGAAAUUGUAGCCCCAGGACGUAGUGUCACUUUCACCUCGCCUAAUUAUCCUCUACCCUACGAUAAUGAUUUACAUUGCGUGUGGGUUUUCAAAUCAACAGUCGGACGUCACUUAUCAUUAUCCUUUCAUGAUUUCUCUUUAGAAGAGUCACCAAAUUGUUUUGCAGACAAAGUAAACAUAUUUUCUUCAAAUUCUCUUGAUCAAUGGACUCCUUUAAAAGAAAAUGUUUGUGAAAAUGAAGUAAUAAAGGUGUCGAUGAAAGCAUCCACUUAUCUGAAGGUUCAAUUUAAAACAGAUUCUUCGGUUACUCAAAAAGGUUUUUCAGCUAAGGUUUCAUCAAUGUGUGGAGGUGAACUUUUAAAUUCUGGGGUGAUAGAGCCGACUUGGAUUGAUAUGCAAAACAUAUUUUCGCAUAUGAUACAAUGUGAAUGGAAGCUGAAAGUGCGACCUGGGCGAAAUAUAAAAAUUGUAUUUGAAAAUUUUAAUAUCACAAGUUCCGAUUGCUCUUCAUAUGUUAUUAUACAUAAUGGCGAAACAAAAGAUUCGCCUUUAUUAGGUGAUGGAAGAUAUUGCGGUUAUGCACAUGAAAAAUUGAGUGACAUGACUUCAUCUAGUAAUGCCAUAUUUAUAAGUUCCGUAAUACACGUUUCUAGGGAUUCCUUUGGGACUUUUAAAAAUUUUAAGAUACGUUUUGAAGAAUUAAAUGUUGUGUGUGGUGUUACAUCUUCGUUGGAUAUUGAUCAUCAAUGGGAAGUCAUAUCUUCACCAAAUUACCCUUCCGUACCUCCAUCUUAUACAGAGUGUAUUUGGGUAUUCAUUGGUCCUCCGGGUGAAAUUCUACGUAUCGACUUUAUUGAAAGAUUUGACUUAGAAAAAUCAGAUUCUUGUGCUUCAGAAUACAUAGAGAUUCGUGAGGGUUCUACAAGAAUUUCUCCAGUGAAAGGUAGAUAUUGUGGUGAUAAGCCUGGAACAAUAAAAACGAGUAACAAUAUAAUGUAUAUUAAGUAUUCAACGCAAUUAUCAGAACCCAGAAAUGGAUUUAAAGCUAAUAUUUCUAUAGAUGUCUGCGGUGGUACCAUUGUGGCAAGCGAAGGUACUUUGGUGUCACCGGGUUACCCACACAUGCCUGUAUUACCGUAUGGUACAAUUUGUAAAUGGAACAUCAUUGGGCCUUCGGUAUUUAGUUUAAAACUUCAACUGAAAGAUUUUAAUGUCCCUGACUCUGUAGAACCUUGUGCUACAAAACUUACCAUUAGCGAAAAUUCUAUUCCAGUUAAUAAUACUGUUACUAUAUUAAAAGAAUAUUGUAACGACGACAUAGAAGAAUAUUCAACACCUAUUGAAUCUUUUACUAAUCAAGUUAUAGUUGCAUUAUCUAUUGGUAAGCCUAAUGAUUGGGAUCAAAUUUCUGAUAACAGGGGAUUUAAACUGACGUUUAGUUCCUGGAGGCCCACUUGCGGUGGCACUGUUACGACAUCAGAAGGAUUCCUAACUACACCAGGCUACCCCAGACUAACAACAUUGAGGUUUUGUCAAUGGAAAAUUAAACUGCCUAAUUCUAACAGACGUGUACGUCUAGAACUCUUAGAUUUCGAUUUGGAGAAUCAUCGCAUAGGAAUAUAUAAUGAUGUGCAAUUCCAAACUCUGAUUGAAAAAAUACCUAGUAAAAAUUAUUCUGUAGCAGAUAAAGUUUUCGAAUCAUCUGGAAGUACUUUAGGAAUCUAUGUGUGGUUAAAGCCGUUGGGAACAAAAACUCACCGAUUCAAAGCUCAAUUUACUUCAAAUGAUGAAGCAAUGUGUGGAGGUAAAUUAACUGGUAGCACGGGAGAAUUGUUGGAUCCCGAUCUUCAACGUUCGUACUUAUGCUCGUGGCAUUACAGUUACGAAGAUGUUGAAAAUAACUUGAAUUCUCAAUAUAAUACCAUGGUUAUUCAAGCUAUUGUUAAUAAUCCAUCAAUUAAAAAAAGUUGCCGCUUUUCCGAGCCUCGUUUAACUAUAAAAUCUAUUAUUAUGGAAAACCUCUCACUCACUCGAACUAUUUGUGGAGGAAAUAAAGAAGAAACUUAUAGACUUCCGUCAAACAUCAUGGAUAUUACAGCUGUGAGAAAUAAGGACAAAGACUUGAAUUUUCAUCUGAAAUGGAAGUUACAACCUUGUGGCGGUGUCGUCUACGUGAGCGAAGAAAUAAUAAAUGUAUUGAAUUUAACAAGUAAUUAUAACGUUUCGAUAGAUUGUGCAUGGGUACUUGUCGCACCUACAAAUAGUAAGAUUGAAAUUAAAUUAGAGGGUGAAUUUCAAUUGGAAUGCUCCAACGAAUUUAUACAAAUCAGCCAAGGUACUGGGCAGUUGACAACAAUAAUUGGUGACUAUUGUAAAGAUAGGAUUCCACAAAAUCCUUUAGUUACAGCUUAUAAGUAUACAUUUGUGGAAUAUCAUUCAAGUGCUAAGAAUAACACUAAAUUAAAAUUAAUUGUGAAAACUGCUACAAGUCAAUGUGGAGGAAUACUGACAAAACAUGAACGUCAAUUUUCAUCGCCGAACUUUCCUAAAAAUUAUAUGAAAAAUCAAGAGUGCAUCUGGGAAAUAAAAGCAGAAAUUGGUAAUAGAGUAUCUCUUCAGUUUAUUGAACGUUUUGUAAUUGAAGAUACACCAAAUUGUACGAAGGAUGCGUUAAUUAUAUAUGACUGGAAGGAUAACAUGUAUACUGAAGUUACAAAACUUUGUGGCCGGCGAUUACCACCGGCGUAUAACUCGACUUACAAUCAAAUGAAAGUUGUGUUCCGUACCGAUUCUGAGAUAAAUCUGGAUGGAUUUAGAGCUCACUGGUCUUCUAUUUGUGGCGGUCUUUAUGAAGCCACCGAAAAGGAACAAAUACUCUACAGUCCAGGCUAUAAUAACGGAUACUUGCCUUCUUUGAGAUGCGAAUACCGAUUUUCAGCAACAGGCAAUAGGAUUGAAUUGAAAUUUUUAACAUUUGAUAUCGAAGGUACGUAUCCACUAUGUGAAUAUGACAACGUUACUUUGACAGCGCACAGUAAGUACGACUAUGUUUACCAGGUAUACUGUGGACAAGAACUUCCGCCUCCCUUAAAAAAUGUUGACGAAGUCCAAAUGGUUUUGAGUACUGAUAGAUAUAGCAGUAGAAAGGGAUUUAAAUUGUCUUAUUCUAUUUUUACUUGUGGAGGCAAAGUUAGUAAUAAUAGUCAUGUUAUUAAAUUUGACAAAUAUGAACAAGAUUUAAAUUGUACAUGGAUUAUCCAAGCUCCUGUUAAUAAAAUUGUCGUAUUAAGAUUUGAUUACAUCGAUCUAGAGAGUAAUCCCGAUUGCUACAACGAUUACAUUGCAGUUUAUAACGGAUUGAGUAUCGAUAACAAUAAACGACUUGCAUUGAUAUGUGGACAUGUUAACUCGAGUACAAUAAUUAAGAGCAGCGGAAAUGAAGUUCUUUUACAAUUCGUAACCGACAGCAGCGUUACAUAUACAGGCUUUCAAGUUGAAAUUAUUUUCAGUUACUCGGAAUCUGCUGGGUGUGGGGGGCAAAUUGAUUUAAAUCCUACAUCAAGUCAUACCUUAAAAUCACCUCUUAUAGGAAACAGUUUUGUAUAUGAAAAUUAUUUAGAUUGUACAUGGAAUAUAAAAGCUCCGCAUGAUUAUGUCGUUAAUGUGGAAUUUAUAUCUUUCCACGUAUCUUCCUGCUAUAAUGUUAAUCAGACGGCUCUAGGAAUCAGCACGUGUAACUGUGAUUUCGUUGAGUUCAGGGACGGAAUAAACCCAAACAGUAUAAUUAUAGGCACGUAUUGUGGUCAUACUUUACCACCACAAAUACAUUCAACUUACGAAUAUAUGUCUGUUCGUCUUGCCACAGACGGAGAACUUGCUAGUUCAGGUUUUGAAGCUGUAUUAUCAGCAAAAGAAUCGCUUUGUGGCCAAAGUGUAUUUACAGUUACAAAUAACGUUCAAACGUUGAAAUCACCACGUUACGAUUCUGGUUUUGUUCCACGUGACUUACAUUGCUCGUAUCGUUUAAGCGCUGAAAGAUACACUACAGUACGUCUAUCAAUAAAGAAUUUAGAUUUGCAAUCGGGUUCUACGGAUACAAAUGAAUGUAAUAACGAUUAUUUGUUAAUAACAAGCAACCCUUACCCCUUUAAUAAUACAUCUAUAGGAAGGGAAUUUAUUCUGAGUCCACAAGUUAAUUCCUUUUUUGAUGUUUCAAGUUUUUAUGAACAAACUUUUCCUAGUAGUUCGGUAUUUUGUGGAGUAAAAAAAUCCAUUGAUUUAUAUGUAAACGGUGAAAUUUUAAUAUAUUUAAAAACAACAUCGGAAUCAAGCAGAAGUUAUAGAGGGUUUGAAAUAGAAUUUAUUAAUUCCGGUUUCUGUGGAAGAAAUUACACCGAUUCACAAGGCAGGAUAAAGUCUACGUAUCCAACGACAGAGGAGUCUAAAGAUUGCUAUACGCUCAUCACGGCUCCUGAACAUCACACAGUUGCUCUUUACUUUUUCUUUAUUUCUCCGGACUAUGAUAAUGAAAAGGUAUAUCUUGAUAUAUUUGAUGGCAAUAGUACAACUAGUCCACUUUUAAUUAGGUUCGCAAAGGAAGUCGUAGGUAACUCUGCAGUUUUUUCAACGGGCAGGAGCUUAUUAUUACAUAAUCACGGCGGAGAUAACAAUAGAAUGUUAACAUUCGAUUCGAACUAUGUUGCUACUGACAAAGGCCGCGGGUGCGGUGGCAAGCUGAAUAAUGUGGUAGGGAUAGUUAUGAGCCCUUUAUAUCCGGAAGUUUACCGACAGAAAAGUACAUGUGAAUGGGAGUUGGAAACUCCACAUGGAACUCGUGUGAUGGUCCAUUUUGAAGUAUUCGAUCUGGGUGUUGUAUGCGAUCAAAACUAUCUUCAACUAGUAAAUAGAGACGGGAACACGAUAUCUACUUUUUGUUCUGAAACCCCCGCAGAUUAUACAAGCGUAGAUAAUUACGUUAAAAUUAUAUUUACAACAACUAUGAAUAACGGUGGAACUGGUUGGGUUGCAGACUUUAAACUCUUGUUGGGAGUGGUACGCGCGGGGAACAUGUUGUGGAUAGUGAUAUGCUUCUUGUUUAUAAUAAGUUUUUGCAAUGUGCUUAUACAAUGUGAAGUUCAUCAAGAAAGACCUAAAAUAAAAACAUCUAAUGGUGAUCUAAUUUUAGAACCAGCAUACAAUAAAAACAUAUAUUUACGACGCAACGGACCCAAGUCCACAGUAUACUUAGGUGGCUUGAAUGUCCUUAAUAUUAAUACUACUUCUGCUCCAGAACCAUAUCAACAAGCAGCCGGCAGUGAAUUCGAAAAUGAUCUUCAAGAUAUAAAUCGCAUAUCUGAACGCUUGCACAGACUUGAAAAUCAAAAUACUCCGUUGUCAGCCGACUUACUUGUUAACAUAACGUUACUUUCAAAAAAAAUAAAUCGACUUAAUAAUAGAGUUUCCUUACUCAGGACACAAAUGAGUAGAAGGGUUAACAAUUGUGAAUCUAAUCCAUGUAGACACGGUGGAACUUGUCUAAACUUGGUAACAGGUUAUCAUUGUCUUUGUCCAUCAAAUUGGGAGGGACCAAAAUGCGAAGACGAUGUGAAUGAAUGCCGCAACUUCGCCGGUACAGACUUGGGCUGCCAGAAUGGUGCAACUUGUAUUAAUAGACCAGGAUCUUACGAAUGUCUUUGUAGAACAGGAUGGUUUGGUCUUCAUUGUACGAGGAAAGCUAAAGAUUGCUCCGGCGGUGAUUUCGAGAUGUGUGGGCAUGGUACUUGUUUAACUGUAAACUCCGGAGAUGGCAUCAAGUGCAUCUGUGAUCAAGGUUGGACGACGAAUGGGACAGGAAUUGCUUGCCUUACAGAUGUUAAUGAAUGUGAACAAGGUGCCCGGUGUUCUGUAAAUCCCAGGGUCGAAUGCAUAAACCUUCCAGGUUCUUUUCGAUGCGGUACUUGUCCACCAGGUUUUGAAGGUAAUGGGUAUGUCUGCUACGACAUCGACGAGUGCCUCACUUUACCUAAUGGGGGUUGCAGUAUUACUCCUUUCGUCACUUGUCAUAAUACAAUUGGAUCAAGAAUUUGUGGUCCCUGUCCAAUGGGAUACCAGGGUGAUGGCGUUACUUGCACCUGGAGAGGUUCCUGUAGUAUAAAUAAUGGUGGAUGCCAUCCGUCUGCGCGUUGUGUCGAAAGCCAGUUCAGUUUCACUGGGACGAUGGGACACUGCGUCUGUCCGGAUGGAAUGUAUGGAGAUGGUAUCGGUGUUCAUGGCUGCUACGUUCCAAACUCAGGUAAUAUAACUCUACAAUGUAAAGACAAUCCGUGUGGUGAGCAUGGGUACUGUCAUUCAAUUAGAACUGGCUAUACAUGCAUAUGCCAAAAAGGUUUCAACGGCGUGCACUGUGAAAAUCCGGAAAAUUUAUGUCAAAGUAAUCCUUGUCAAAAUGGAGGUAGCUGCCGCUUAGACGAAAAUUCACCUGGGGGUUUCAGGUGUGAGUGUACCGCUUUAUAUUCUGGAGACUUGUGCCAGUCACACGCAACUCUUUGUGGUGGUGUAUUGAAUCACGAAGAAGGUAGCAUUAUAUAUCCCCUAAGUAAUGCUACCUACAGUCAUAAUGCUCGAUGUGCAUGGGUUAUUCAUACCAUACCAGAAAAAGUUAUAAAUGUAACAUUUAGUAAAUUUAAUUUAGAAUCGAGUCCCGAUUGUCUUUAUGACUUCUUACAAAUACAUGAUGGUAGAAGCUCAGCUAGUCAGUUAAUUGGGAGAUUUUGUGGUAGUCAAUUCCCUAAAGGAGGAACUAUCGUAUCUAGUCAUAAUAAUUUAUAUUUCUGGUUUCGUUCAGACCAAAGUAUUGCUAAGGAAGGUUUUGCUUUACAUUGGACCAGUGUAAACCCAGUAUGCGGGGGUGAAAUCGAUGCCAGUACCCAUGGUCAUAUUAGCUCACCGGGUUCACCAGGUAAAUAUCCACCGAAUAGAGAUUGCUACUGGCAUCUAACUACUGCGAUUGGGAAAAGAAUACAAUUACAUUUUUUCGCUCUAGAUAUUGAAUCACAUGUUAACUGCAGUUUUGACUUUCUAGCCAUAUAUGACGGCGGGCACAUCAGAGAUCCCCUUUUAGAAAAAUAUUGUAACUCAACUCAACCUGCUCCACUGCAAUCAGCUGGUUCAGAACUUUUAAUACAUUUCCAUUCUGAUGCUUAUAAUUCUGGUUUCGGUUUCCAAAUUGCUUACGCCCCAGUUGAAGGUAUACCAGGCUGUGGUGGAUAUUUUACUGGGGACAGAGGUGAGAUAACGUCACCUACUUACAACGGUAAAUAUAUCAGUAAUUUAAAAUGUGAAUACAAAAUUAAAAUCAGUGAAGACACAAAAAUUCGUAUUAAUUUUGUUUCUUUUUCGCUAGAGAAUUCGUUUCGCUGCAAGUAUGAUUAUGUUAAGAUUUAUGAUGGACCGUCUAGUGAUUCUCGUUUCGUUGGUAAAUUUUGUGGUACAUCACAUCCGAAAUCAUAUACCUCAUCAUCAAAUACGUUAUUUAUUAUAUUUAAAUCUGAUCAUACAAUGACUUCAGAAGGUUUCAAAAUAACUUAUGAAUCUAUUUGUCACAAACAAUUAUAUGGAGAUAGUGGCAUCAUAAAGUCGCCGGGAUAUCCAUUCAGUUACCCGGAAAAUAAAGUUUGUGAAUAUAUAAUUAAUGCUGUACCAGGGAAAGCAAUACAGUUAACAUUCCAAGAUUUCAAUAUAGAAAAUAACAGUUACUCUGAUUGCCAAUACGAUAAUGUUGAAAUUAGAGACGGGCCUGACAUCAACUCUACAUUACUUGGCAGAUUUUGUGGGUCGGAACACUUACCUCCAGUUCAAACUUCAACAUUUAACAUUAUGUAUAUACGAUUUAAGUCCGAUAUGAGCAUAACAGGUAUCGGUUUUUAUGCUAACUAUACAACAAUAGAUACUGAAUGUGGCGGAAUUCACAGAGAUACUACAGGGGUAAUAAGUCACCCAUCGGAUGCAGACACGACUUACAAAAAUGAUCAAUCUUGUACUUGGAUGGUAAUUGCGCCUGAAGGAAUGCAUAUUAAGCUUACGUGGGAUAGAUUCAGAUUAGAAAAUCAAAUUAGACCAUCGUGCACCAGUGACUUUGUAGAAUUAUAUGAAGUAGAUGAUGACAAUCAGCGCAGUUUACUUGGUCGUUAUUGUGGUAAUACAAUACCACCCGCCCUCAUUUCUUCUACUAAUAGACUCAUGAUAAAAUUUGAAUCAGACAAUAGCAUCAAGGAAAGUGGUUUUGCUUUAUCAUAUUCCUUUGUAGACGAAAGAUCGCACUGUGGUGCAUUCUUAGUAAAGUCUCAUGGCUACAUAUACUCUCCCGGAUGGCCACAUGUAUACGAGCCUAAUCGCGACUGUAUUUGGACAAUUACUGUGCCUGUUGGGCAGCAAAUUAAGCUAAAUAUAUCCCAGUUUGACUUAGAACGUCCCAUACGUGAUAAGUGUGAUCUUGGAGAUUACUUAGAAAUAAGAAAUGGAGCGACAGAAAAAACUCCUUUAAUAGGCAAAUAUUGUGGUAAAUUCAAAUCAAAACGUAUUAUAUCGGCCGCGAAUAGUUUGUAUUUGCAUUUCCAUUCUGAUUUUUAUUUAACAGGUCGUGGAUUUAAAAUUGAAUGGGAUGGCACCAUAACAGGUUGCGGAGGCACACUCACGAGUGUUAACGGAUCUAUUUCUUCACCUAAUUAUCCUAAUAAUUACAACGAAAAUGCAGAAUGUUUUUACAGAAUAGUCACAAGUGCCGGAUCUCGAAUCCGAAUUUCCUUCACUGAAUUAGAUUUGGAGACGACUCGGCAUUGCACGGACGACUACGUAGAAAUAUUCGAUGGUAGAGAUACAAGUGCCGUAAGUUUAGGUAAACACUGUGAAAUGUCUAAAGCUUUAAGGAAUAUUGAAACGUCUGGUAACUAUGCUUAUAUUAAAUUUCGAUCAGAUUUUUAUAUAAGUAGCAAGGGCUUUUUGCUAAACUAUAAUACUAUCUGUCAAUGUAACCUUACAGGUAAUUUCGGCGUCAUUGAAAGUCCAGGCUAUCCCAGUAAUUAUCCUCAUUAUGCCAAUUGUCUAUGGACUAUCACAGUUCCAAGAGGAAAUAAAAUUAACGUGACGUUUACGCACUUUGACAUAUUUAAAACGAACCGAAAUUUUGCCUGGAGGAGGCUAGACUUUUAUGUAGUUCGUACACAUGUAGAUACAUGCGAUACAGAUUUUGUACAAAUAAGCGAAACAGAUGGUACGUCCGUUACAGAAAAGCUUUGUGGGUCUACUUUGCCUAAACAAAUAAGUGUUCAAAAUAAUAUUCUUAAUAUAAAAUUUAAAUCAGGCGGUUAUUUCACUAGAAGUGGUUUCCGCCUGGAGUGGGUAAAAGAUGGAUGCGGUGGUCAUAUUCAAAAGCUAUUUGGUUCCUUGUCAUUGGAUAAGAGAAUGACUGUUGCUGAAACUGAAAUAAACUGCGAAUGGAUAAUAGAAACUCCUCUAGGUACAAGCGCUACAAUAACUUUCACAGACUUGUAUAUGUACGAUAAUAAAAAUUGCACAGUGGACGCGAUUGAGGUAUACAAUGGACAGAGUGUCGAUGCGCCUCUCAUAACAAAAAUUUGCCAUCGAUAUUUGGGACAAGUUGAAGGAAGUUCUAACGUUCUUUUAGUAAGAUUUAUUAAAAAUUCUUCUCUAAGGAAUGUAUUUUUUAGAUCUCAUUUUGAUUCUUUUAGAUCUGGGUGCGGUGGUAAAAUAAUAGCACACUCCGGUAUGAUUUACUCAAAGAAUUACCCGAAAAAUUAUGAUGAUAAUUUAGAUUGUAUUUGGUCGCUAAUAGUACCCAAGAACCACCGAAUAAAAUUAAAUAUGCUAGAAUUUGAUUUAUAUUCAGAAGACAAUGAAGAUUCGUCAUCUUGUGGAGACAAGAUUAAUAUAUACGAAACAAGUAAUAUUUUGAACUCCAAUUAUACUUAUCAUGUUUGCCCCAAGACGAAUAUAUCGGAAAUUGUAUCGCAAUCCAACGAACUUAGCCUUCAAUUUCUUACAAAUGAUUAUGGCACUGCGAAAGGAUUCAAGGCAUCUUUUGAGAUGAUAUGUGGUGCUCGUAUUAAAGCCGCUUCUGACGGAGUAAUUAAUAAUAAUUUUUUACAAGAAUCUAAUGAAACUUGUACAUGGACCAUGCUAGCUCCUACACCCAGUUUGAAAAUUAAACUAACUAUAACACAUAUGUCGAUUCCUAAAUAUACAUUAGAUGGUACAAAUACAAGUAGGUCGUGUCCAGCAUCAUUUCUGAGAAUACUCGACGGUGACGGUGAGGAUUCGCCUUUGAUCGACGAAUACUGUGGAAGUAAAGUCCCUCCAAUGAUUGUAAGUCAUGGUAGUGCAAUGACCAUACAACUUGGAAGUUACGUCGGUAAAAUUGCAGGAAAAUUUUCAGCCCACUAUACGACUUUAUCCUCGGCUUGUGGAGGAAUAUUAACCUCGGAAGAAGGUACUAUCGCUUCGCCAAAUUAUCCCCUAUCAUAUCCUCCUGAAUCUGAUUGUGAAUGGAUUUUAAGCACAUCACCUGGUAAUAAAGUAUACAUAACGUUUGAAGAACUCAACUUAGAAUAUUCGGAAGGAUGCAAUGAAGAUUAUUUAGAAGUACGUGAAGAUAAUGGUGGCGGCAGACUAAUAGGAGUUUUCUGUGGAAAUGUUUUACCAACAAACACAACAUCUGCAAGUAAACUAUAUAUCAAAUUUCAUAGUGAUAGUAAAGAUUCAAGUCGCGGCUUCCUAAUUCACUAUGGAUUUUUACAUGGAAAUAAUAUAUUUGGAUUGACAAGAGGUGAAAUAACAUCACCAUUGUAUCCCAAUAUAUACGAGGGCCGUGCUGAAUAUACAUGGCGUAUAACUGUAAAAAACCCCUCAACUAUCGCUUUACAGAUUGACAAGUUGGAAAUUCAUAACCAGGGGACAACGUGUCAAAAUUACUUAGCUUUUUAUGAUGGUUAUAAUGAAGAAGCUCCGCUUCUAGAAGAGAUGUGUGGAAUAAUCACAAACCAAAUUAAGUCUCUCAAAACAAUUUCAGGUAUGGUUUACAUUAAAUUGCAUUUGGAAGAAUCAAAUAUCGGUUCUCUUUUCCAUUUACACUGGGAGCAAGCUGAUAAAGAUGAAGGAAUUGAAAUGGGUGAUAAACCUAAUUGUGGAUUUAAUCAUACUGAAAUUGUAGCCCCAGGACGUAGUGUCACUUUCACCUCGCCUAAUUAUCCUCUACCCUACGAUAAUGAUUUACAUUGCGUGUGGGUUUUCAAAUCAACAGCCGGACGUCAUUUACUAUUAUCCUUUCAAGAUUUCUCUUUAGAAGAGACAUCAAAUUGUUUUUCGGACAAAAUAAACAUAUUUUCUUCGAAUUCUUUAGAUCAGUGGACACCUUUAAAAGAAAAUGUUUGUGAAAAUGAAGUAAUAAAGGUGUCGAUAAAAGCAUCCACUUAUCUGAAGGUUCAAUUUAAAACAGAUUCUUCUGUUACACAAAAAGGUUUUUCAGCUAAGGUUUCAUCAUUGUGUGGAGGUGAACUUUUAAAUUCUGGGGUGAUAGAACCUACUUGGUUUGAUAUGCAAAACAUAUUUUCGAAUAUGAUGCGAUGUGAAUGGAAGCUGAAAGUGCGACCUGGUCGAAAUGUUAAAAUUGUAUUUGAACAUUUCAAUAUCACAAGUUCUGAUUGCUCUUCAUAUGUUAUUAUACAUAAUGGCGAAACAAAAGAUUCACCUUUAUUAGGUGAUGGAAGAUAUUGCGGUUAUGCACAUGAAAAAUUGAGUGAACUAACUUCAUCUACUAAUGCCAUAUUUAUAAGUUCCGUAAUACACGUUUCUAGGGAUUCCUUUGGGACUUUUAAAAAUUUCAAGAUACGUUUUGAAGAAUUAAAUAAUGUGUGUGGUGUUACAUCUUCAUUGGAUAUUGAUCAUCAAUGGGAAGUCAUAUCUUCACCAAAUUACCCUUCCGUACCUCCAUCUUAUACAGAGUGUAUUUGGGUAUUCAUUGGUAGUCCGGGUGAAAUUCUACGUAUAGACUUUAUUGAAAGAUUUGACUUAGAAAAAUCAGAUUCUUGUGCUUCAGAAUUUGUAGAGAUUCGUGAGGGUUCUACAAGAAUUUCUCCAGUGAAAGGUAGAUAUUGUGGUGAUAAGCCUGGAACAAUAAAAACGAGUAACAAUAUAAUGUAUAUUAAGUAUUCAACGCAAUUAUCAGAACCCAGAAAUGGAUUUAAAGCUAAUAUUUCUAUAGAUGUCUGCGGUGGUACCAUUGUGGCAAGCGAAGGUACUUUGGUGUCACCGGGUUACCCACACAUGCCUGUAUUACCGUAUGGUACAAUUUGUAAAUGGAAUAUUAUUGGGCCUUCGGUAUUUAGUUUAAAACUUCAACUGAAAGAUUUUAAUAUUCCUGACUCUAUAGAACCUUGUGCUACAAAACUCACCAUUAGCGAAAAUUCUAUUCCAGUUAAUAAUACUGUUACUAUAUUAAAAGAAUAUUGUAACGACGACAUAGAAGAAUAUUCAACAACUAUUGAAUCUUUUACUAAUCAAGUAAUAGUCGCAUUAUCUAUUGGUAAGCCUAAUGAUUGGGAUCAAAUUUCUGAUAACAGGGGAUUUAAACUGACGUUUAGUUCCUGGAGGCCCACUUGCGGUGGCACUGUUACGACAUCAGAAGGAUUCCUAACUACACCAGGCUACCCCAGACUAACAACAUUGAGGUUUUGUCAAUGGAAAAUUAAACUGCCUAAUUCUAACAGACGUGUACGUCUAGAACUCUUAGACUUUGAUUUGGAGAAUCAUCGCAUAGGAAUAUAUAACGAUGUGCAAUUCCAAACUUUGAUUGAAAAAAUACCUAGUAAAAAUUAUUCUGUAGCAGAUAAAGUUUUCGAAUCAUCUGGAAGUACUUUAGGAAUCUAUGUGUGGUUAAAGCCGUUGGGAACAAAAACUCACCGAUUCCAAGCUCAAUUUACUUCAAAUGAUGAAGCAAUGUGUGGAGGUAAAUUAACUGGUAGCACGGGAGAAUUGUUAGAUCCCGAUCUUCAACGUUCGUACUUAUGUUCGUGGCAUUACAGUAACGAAGAUGUUGAAAAUAACUUGAAUUCUCAAUAUAAUACCAUGGUUAUUCAAGCUAAUGUUAAUACUCCAUCUAUUAAAAAAAGUUGCCGCAUUUCAGAUCCUCGCUUAACUAUAAAAUCCAUUAUUAUGGAAAACCUCUCAAUCACUCGAACUAUUUGUGGAGAAAAUAAAGAAGAAACUUAUAGACUUCCGUCAAACAUUAUGGAUCUUACAGCUGUGAGUAAUAAGGACAAAGACUUGAAUUUUCAUCUUAAAUGGAAGUUACAACCAUGUGGCGGUGUCGUCUACGUGAGCGAAGAAAUUAUGAAUGUAUUGAAUUUAACAAGUAAUAAUAACGUUUCGAUAGAUUGUGCAUGGGUGCUUGUCGCACCUACAAAUAGUAAGAUUGAAAUUAAAUUAGAGGGUGAAUUUCAAUUGGAAUGCUCCAACGAAUUUAUACAAAUAAGCCAAGGUACUGGGCAGUUGACAACAAUAAUUGGUGAUUAUUGUAAAGAUAGAUUUCCACAAAAUCCUUUAAUUACAUCUUAUAAGUAUACAUUUGUGGAAUAUCAUUCAAGUGCUAAGAAUAACACUAAAUUAAAAUUAAUUGUGAAAACUGCUACAAGUCAAUGUGGAGGAAUACUGACAAAACAUGAACGUCAAUUUUCAUCGCCGAACUUUCCUAAAAAUUAUAUGAAAAAUCAAGAGUGCAUCUGGGAAAUAAAAGCAGAAAUCGGUAAUAGAGUAUCUCUUCAGUUUAUUGAACGUUUCGUAAUUGAAGAUACACCAAAUUGUACUAAGGAUGCGUUAAUUAUAUAUGACUGGAAGGAUAACAUGUAUACUGAAGUUGCAAAACUUUGUGGCCGGCGAUUACCACCGGCGUAUAACUCGACUUACAAUCAAAUGAAAGUUGUGUUCCGUACCGACUCUGAGAUAAAUCUGGAUGGAUUUAGAGCUCGCUGGUCUUCUAUUUGUGGCGGUAUUUAUGAAGCCACCGAAAAGGAACAAAUACUCUACAGUCCAGACUAUAAUAACGGAUACUUGCCUUCCUUGAGAUGCGAAUACCGAUUUUCAGCAACAGGCAAUAGGAUUGAAUUGAAAUUUUUGACAUUUGAUAUCGAAGGUACGUAUCCACUAUGUGAAUAUGACAACGUUACUUUGACAGCGCACAGUAAGUACGACUAUAUUGACCAGGUAUACUGUGGACAAGAACUUCCGCCUCCCUUAAAAAAUGUUGACGAAGUCCAAAUGGUUUUGAGUACUGAUAGAUAUAGCAGUAGAAAGGGAUUUAAAUUGUCUUAUUCUAUUUAUACAUGUGGAGGCAAAGUUAAUAAUAGUCAUGUUAUUAAAUUUGACAAAUAUGAACGAGAUUUAAAUUGUACAUGGAUUAUCCAAGCACCGGUUAAUAAAAUUGUCGUAUUGAGAUUUGAUUACAUAGGUGUAGAGAGUAACUCCGACUGCUACAGCGAAUACAUUGCAGUUUAUAACGGAUUGAGUAUCGAUAACAAUCAAAGACUUGCAUUGAUGUGUGGAUAUGUUAACUCGAGUACAACAAUUAAUAGCAGCGGAAAUGAAGCUCUUUUGCAAUUGGUAACUGACAUCAGCGCUGCAUAUACAGGCUUUCAAGUUGAAAUUAUUUUCAGUUACUCGGAAUCUGUUGGGUGUGGGGGGCAAAUUGAUUUAAAUCCUACAUCGAGUCAUACCUUAAAAUCACCUCUUAUAGGAAACAGUUUUGUAUAUGAAAAUUAUUUAGAUUGUACAUGGAAUAUAAAAGCUCCGCAUGAUUAUGUCGUUAAUGUUGAAUUUAUAUCUUUCCACGUAUCUUCCUGCUAUAAUGUUAAUCAGACGGCUCUAGGAAUCAGCACGUGUAACUGUGAUUUCGUUGAGUUCAGGGACGGUAUAAACCCAAACAGUAUAAUUAUAGGCACGUAUUGUGGUCAUACUUUACCACCACAAAUACAUUCAACUUACGAAUAUAUGUCCGUUCGUCUUGCCACAGACGGAGAACUUGCUAGUUCAGGUUUUGAAGCUGUAUUAUCAGCAAAAGAAUCGCUUUGUGGCCAAAGUGUAUUUACAGUUACAAAUAACGUUCAAACUUUGAAAUCACCACGUUACGAUUCUGGUUUUGUUCCACGUGACUUAUAUUGCUCGUAUCGUUUAAGCGCUGAAAGCUACAAUAUUGUACGUUUAUCAAUAAAGAAUUUAGAUUUGCAAUCGGGUUCUACGGAUACAAAUGAAUGUAAUAACGAUUAUUUGUUAAUAACAAGCAACCCUUACCCCUUUAAAAAUACAUCGAUAGGAAGGGAAUUUAUUAUGAAUUCACGAAUUAAUUCCUUUUUUCAUGUUUCUUUUUUUUAUGAACAAACUUUACCUAGUAGUUCCGUGUUUUGUGGAAUAAAAAAAUCAAUUGAUUUAUACGUAUACGGUGAAAUUUUAAUAUAUUUAAAAACAACGUCAGAAUCAAGCAGAAGUUAUAGAGGGUUUGAAAUAGAAUUUAUUAAUUCCGGUUUCUGUGGAAGAAACUACACCGAUUCACAAGGCAGGAUAAAGUCUAGGUAUCCAACGCCAGAAGAUUCUACAGAUUGCUAUACGCUCAUCACGGCUCCUGAACAUCACACAGUUGCUCUUUACUUUUUGUUUAUUACUCCUGAAUAUGAUAAUGAAAACGUAUAUCUUGAUAUAUUUGAUGGCAAUAGUACAACAAGUCCACUUUUAGUUAGAUUCGCAAAGGAAGCCGUACGGUACUCUGCAGUUUUUUCAACGGGCAAGAGCUUAUUAUUACAUAAUCAUGGUGGAGAUAACAAACGAAUGUUAACUUUCGAUUCGAAUUAUGUUGCUACUGACAAAGGCCGCGGGUGCGGUGGCAAGCUGAAUAAUGUGGUAGGGAGAGUAAUGAGCCCUCUAUAUCCUGAAGUUUACCGACAGAAAAGUACAUGUGAAUGGGAGUUGGAAACUCCACAUGGAACUCGUGUGAUGGUUCAUUUUGUAGUAUUCGAUCUGGGUGUUGUAUGUGAUCAAAACUAUCUUCAACUAGUAAAUAGAGACGGGAACACGAUAUUUACUUUUUGUUCCGAAACCCCCGCAGAUUAUACAAGCGUAGAUAAUUACGUUAAAAUUAUAUUUACAACAACUUUGAAUAACGGUGGAACUGGUUGGGUUGCAGACUUUGUUGCCAUUGCCUAAUUCUAAUUGGUACGAGUGUAUUAUAUUUGGUUGCUAAAGAGUUUUGGUGCUAAAUUUAGGCUGAAAACAAAGAUUUUUUUUACUUUAGCUAUUAAUUAUAUAAUUAAAACCAACUAAAUCGAGA
Molecule: messenger RNA, 22570 nt
Organism: Papilio machaon (common yellow swallowtail)
Lineage: Eukaryota; Metazoa; Arthropoda; Insecta; Lepidoptera; Papilionidae
Exons: 2
Coding region: 40-22446 (7468 amino acids)
Molecular function (GO): calcium ion binding
Source: RefSeq, a predicted model, not a curated record